UAAAGUUCAUCAUCUCUAUAUCGCAUUCUUAAAUUAAUAAAAACACAAAUAUUCUAGAUCACUUGUGUCAUUUUUACCCACUUCUGUCUGCUUGAAGUGGAUAAAGUUGAGUAAAUUAUUGCACCUCAUGACGGGAACAAUAAAUUGAUGUCGAAAGAUAAGAACAGUUAAAUGAUAUUAUUAAGAAUUGAAAAUAUUUGUGAGACUUCAGGGUAUUCAUAUGAUGUGAUCUUGUUGUUAGUCCUACACACUCUGCUAUCUCUCUUGCUCUCACACAAAUGUCCACUGAAUGGAAAAGAACAGUACUAAAUUGUUAUCGCCUGUCCGGUAUAAUCUACAAGUGUGAUAAUAACAGUCGAAAACUCUUAAAGGUAAAAUAAAAAAACAAUGGAAGUGACAAUCACUUCUUACCUAGUACGAAUCAACUCAAGACAGUAAGUCUAACAGACGUCCGUGAGUCCGGUUGAAUUAACACCAUCGCAGUAAUGUGUCGAAUUUUAUAGUAGUUUUUAUAGCGGCGCGAUAAGAAAAGAUUAGAGUGUGGCUAAGUUAUUUAUGGUUUUCCAUUCAAUUUUAAUCGCAACAAAAAGAAAACUAACUGAGAAAGUGAAUAAAAGUAAAAAAGAAUAAUAAUGCAUGAAUCAGUUAAAUCUCGCUCAUCAACGCCCCAGCUGGAGUACUUGAAAACUGGACAGUCUGACGUUUUACAACUUCUGCAAAAGUGGAACUUAAUGGAAUUACAAAAGACUUUCAAAGAUCAUGAUAUAACCCUACGCUCUCUAAUGUACCUGAACGAAGCGGAUAUUAACGAACUAAUACCUAAAAUUGGUUUACGAACAAUAUUUCGUGCCCUUUUACAAGAAUGGAGAGAAACACAAUGUAAUACAGGAAAUGCCUACAGUCAAGUACAAAGCUCAUAUCUGGAUAAUGAAUCAUUUUUGGAACAAAUUGAAUUGAAAACUGAAUGUAAUUCAGAGGAUUUGGAGAGGGAUACAACAGAUCAAGCGCUUUCUGAACGAUCAUUCAAUUCCGAAUAUCAACAUCAAGUACAGGAUGAAAACAACAAUGAUAGAAUACAUGUUCUCCAAGCGGAUCCUAAAUAUAAACAGGCUAAACAAACUUUUUCGAAAACAUACCAAGGCGAAAGAUUUAUUGUUGUCGAUAUUUUGAAACGAUACACCGAAGGCCAAGCAAUCUUAGAGUUUUAUAAAACAAAUCAAUUCUUGGACAUAAAAAAUCGCAAACGUAUUGUCAACAUUCUAAUACGGGAAGUUGUCGAAUCCAAAGUCGCCAAAUAUACCGCCAUAUUUCAUGAUAUGGCCCGACAGCUCAUUGAGCUAUUUCCCACUGAAAAAUAUGAAACAUAUUUUGUACCCCACUCUGGAUCCCAAUCGGCAAGAGGCGCCUUGUAUUAUCGUUAUUCAAAUUAUACACGACAGUUACGCAAAGAGGGUCUUUUGGCCUACAAGAAGUCAAAACCUCGGACAGUUACAAAAUAAAACAAGCAAAAAACAAAAAUUUUGACCGGCCCGAACUUUUAAUACCCUCCAGCUUUGGGUAAAGAAAACAUUUUUAUCUAAAAGUAUCUGAAUUUAAUCGUGUUCCACUUUAAACUGCAAAUAC
Messenger RNA from Musca domestica (house fly), 1623 nucleotides. RefSeq lists its product as uncharacterized. NCBI's taxonomy places the organism in Eukaryota, Metazoa, Arthropoda, Insecta, Diptera, Muscidae. The transcript is spliced from 6 exons. The record is from RefSeq and is a predicted model, not a curated record. The coding region runs from base 633 to 1499 and encodes 288 amino acids.